UAAAAUUUAAAGUCAAUCAUUUACAACUGAAGACAAAGUCCAAAGCUCAACCGAGCCUUCUUACUCAGUCUCAUUUUUGUUCAUUUCCACAAUUCCAGUUAGCAACUCAGAUAUGGUGGAAGGAGGAGUCAGAGAUAUAGAUGAUUUACCAAAGAAUGAUGCAAACUAUACAGCUCUAACACCACUCUGGUUUUUAGAAAGAGCAGCGUUAGUACAUCCACAAAGAAAAUCUGUAAUUCAUGGAUCUUUGCACUAUACUUGGUUACAGACUUAUCAAAGAUGUCGUAGAUUAGCUUCUGCUCUUUCUAAACAUUCUGUUGGUCUUGGCAAAACGGUAGCUGUCAUUGCCCCAAACAUCCCAGCCAUCUAUGAAGCUCAUUUUGGAGUUCCAAUGGCUGGAGCUGUGGUGAACUGUGUUAACAUUCGCCUAAAUGCACCCACAAUUGCUUUCCUUCUUGGGCACUCGUUGGCCUCAGUUGUUAUGGUUGAUCAGGAGUUUUUCUCCUUGGCAGAAGAGGCUUUGAAAAUAUUAGCCAGCGCUGAGAAGGGCACCUUUAAGCCUCCAGUUUUAAUUGUCAUAGGUGAUGAAAACUGUGACCCUGGUCAGUUUAAAGAUGCUCUAGACAAAGGCGCCAUUGAUUAUGAGAAGUUUCUGGAAAGUGGUGAUCCCGAGUAUGCUUGGAAACCACCGAAGGAUGAGUGGCAGAGUAUUGCCUUGGGUUAUACUUCUGGGACAACUUCAAGUCCGAAGGGGGUGGUAUUGAGCCACCGAGGGGCAUAUGUAAUGUCUCUCAGUGGUGCGUUGAUAUGGGGGAUGACUGAAGGGGCCGUAUACCUGUGGACUCUUCCCAUGUUUCACUGCAAUGGUUGGUGUUACACUUGGACACUUGCAGCUCUUUGCGGUACUAGCGUUUGCCUUCGUCAGGUGUCCGCAAAGGCAGUUUACUCGGCCAUAGCAAAUGAAGGAGUCACACAUUUCUGUGCUGCACCUGUUGUUCUUAACACCAUUGCAAGUGCUCCAAGAGAUCAAACAAUCCUCCCUCUUCCACGCCAAGUCAACGUGAUGACUGCGGGUGCAGCACCACCUCCUCCUGUUCUAUUAGCCAUGUCCAAACAUGGAUUCCGCGUAACCCACACUUACGGCCUCUCUGAAACAUAUGGUCCCUCAACUGUGUGUGCCUGGAAGCCAGAGUGGGACUCCCUACCUCUCGAGGCUCAAGCUCGUUUAAAUGCUCGUCAAGGUGUUCGUUAUAUUGGAUUGGAAGGUCUAGACGUUUUUGACACCGAAAAACAGACACCUGUACCUGCUGAUGGUGUCACCAUGGGUGAAAUUGUCGCUCGUGGAAAUUCCGUAAUGAAGGGAUACCUAAAGAACCCAGAAGCAAAUAAGGAGGCGUUUGCUAACGGUUGGUUCCAUUCUGGGGAUCUUGCCGUGAAGCACCCAGACGGAUAUAUAGAGAUUAAGGAUAGAGCGAAGGAUAUUAUCAUUUCGGGGGGUGAAAAUAUUAGUAGUUUGGAAGUAGAAAGCUUGUUAUAUCAGCAUCCAGCUGUUUUUGAAACAUCAGUUGUGGCAAGACCAGAUGAAAAAUGGGGAGAAUCUCCUUGUGCUUUUGUAACAUUGAUACCAGGAACAGAAGGAUCAAAUGAAAAGGAUGUAGCUCAAGACAUAAUGAAGUUUUGUCGAGCGAAAAUGCCAGCUUUCUGGGUGCCGAAGUCUGUUGUUUUCGGACCUUUGCCAAAAACGGCAACCGGGAAGAUACAGAAACACGUUUUGAGAGCUAAGGCCAAAGAAAUGGGUCCUGUUAAGCGAAGUAGAUUGUAGGGUUGGUGAAUAAAAUUCUGGAGGGUAUUAUGUUUAAUAAUAUCUGUAAUUUAAUAAAUAUGUAGUUGUUAUAUUCAUCAGCUGUUAUCAUCAUCUUCUCCAUUGAUUUUAUUUAACCUUCAUUUUUCUGCCCGGAUCUUGGUUCACUUAGUCACUUAGAGAUCCGGGAAGAAUAGUCUUCGGUGAUUUUAUGUUAAAGAGAUUGCAUAGAAAA
This is a messenger RNA of Papaver somniferum (opium poppy), 2036 nucleotides long. Its product is annotated as acetate/butyrate--CoA ligase AAE7, peroxisomal-like. NCBI's taxonomy places the organism in Eukaryota, Viridiplantae, Streptophyta, Magnoliopsida, Ranunculales, Papaveraceae. The record is from RefSeq and is a predicted model, not a curated record. The transcript is spliced from 3 exons. The coding region runs from base 113 to 1822 and encodes 569 amino acids.